Sphaeramia orbicularis (orbiculate cardinalfish) is the source of this 14877-nucleotide messenger RNA. RefSeq names its product probable E3 ubiquitin-protein ligase HERC1. NCBI's taxonomy places the organism in Eukaryota, Metazoa, Chordata, Actinopteri, Kurtiformes, Apogonidae. The record is from RefSeq and is a predicted model, not a curated record. Gene Ontology annotation, molecular function: protein binding; ubiquitin-protein transferase activity.
GAAGAGUGUGCAGGAGGAGAAGGGUGAAAUGAAACUCGUCCGAGGGAGACCUCCGUGGGACGGCGCAGGUACAGCAUUCAUCUGACAGCGGGGCGUUCCGCACAAGGUGCACAUCCAAGCAUAGAUAAUGCUCAGACAUGAUGCCUUGCCAAACCCAUGUGUUGCUGAAGUGGCAGGAGCAUUUCAAUAGCUCCUGGGCUGCAGAAGACAGUGUCCAGACCGCCACGAGGCAUGGAGCGGCGACACUCUACAACAAACUCCUUCACAAUAAAGAAGUGGUGACUCUGGCCCAGCCUGUUCAAGAACUGAUCGGCCCUCGCCUGCCAGAUUUCGAGUGCGAGUCCUGCGCCUCGGCAGAGAAGGAAGAGUAUCUGUCAUCCCUGCUUCACAGCCAACGAUGGCUGGCUCACCGCAUGCUGAUGCAAACCUCCUACACCCUGGGCCUCCACCACAGACUGGUCGUCCUUCAAAGGAUCUACUACGCACUGCACAGCAAAUAUCAUGACAAAUUCCGGAUGCCGCUGCCCUCCCAGUCCACAGACGGCGGGGCUGAGGGCGGACAGCUGGUGCUGGCCUCGGAGCCCUGUCUGCCGGGCGCAGUAUCCAAAGUCAAGUCGGGUACAGAUGUUUUGAUAGAGAUGGGCGUGAGGACAGGUUUGAGUCUGCUCUUCUCGUUGCUGCAGCAGAACUGGAGGUACGCAGCCUCCGUCCAUCCCGAGUCGGUGCUUUGCAACGACGUGCUCGCCACGGCGUCCUCCGUGCUGGCCUCCCUGCCGCCGCUUUCUCUGGCCAACGAGAAUAAGAUCCCUUCAGUGGGGCUGGACUGUUUGGCGCAGGUGGCCGACUUCCUGAAGAAGACGUCGGCGAGCGGCGGAAGCGGCGGCGCAGAUUCGACCGGUCGGAGGCUAGCGCUGGAGCUGCUGCUGGGCCUGGCCAUGCAGCGAGGCUCCCUGAAGUUCCUGCUGGAGUGGGUGGAGGUGGCCUUGGCCGCAUCCGUGUGUUCCUCCGCCUCGACACUGUCUUCCUCCUCUGCGUUCAAUGCGCGGCAGCCGGUCGGCGUGGGAUUUGAUGUCAUCCAUCAAACGCUUUUCCAAAUGAGGCAAUAUUCGGGUAUCCGUGGUGACAGUGUCAAUACUCAGGUGCUAAAGAAGGAUGCAGAUGGACUUUGUCGACUCUCCCAGGCAGCUCUCUGCUUGUUUGAGGAGAUUUGUAAUCUGGCGUCCUACUGCCUGUGCUCGUGCAGCACUGAUAUUCCUCCUGGUACAGAGAACGACGCUGUGAUGGUGUAUGUUUGGGGCAGUAACAGCAGCCAUCAGCUGGCAGAGGGAACGCUGGAGAAAAUCCUUUUGCCUAAGCUGACGCAGGGCUUCAGUGACGCUCAAAUGAUCGAGGCAGGUCAGUACUGUACCUUUUCAGUAUCUGCAGAUGGUUCAGUAAAAGCAUGUGGAAAAGGCAGCUAUGGCCGCCUGGGUCUGGGGGACUCCAAUAACCAGUCCAUGCCCAAGAAACUAGUGCUGGAGCCGCACAGAAACAUGAAGAAAGUAUCCUCGUCCAAAGGUUCUGAUGGUCACACUUUGGCCAUCACAGUAGAGGGUGAGGUAUUCAGCUGGGGUGACGGAGAAUAUGGGAAGUUAGGUCACGGAAACAGUGCUACACAGAAAUAUCCUAAAAUCAUACAAGGUCCGCUGGUCGGCAAAGUGGUUGUUUGUGUGUCUGCUGGUUAUAGACACAGUGCUGCUGUGACUAACGAUGGAGAACUGUACACAUGGGGAGAAGGCGACUUUGGCAGACUCGGUCACAGUGACAGCCAGAGUCGAAACGUGCCCACCUUGGUGAAGGACAUCAGUGGCGUGGGCCAAGUGACCUGCGGCAGUUCUCAUACCAUCGCUGUGGCACAGGAUGGACGCACCGUAUGGUCCUUCGGUGGCGGGGACAAUGGGAAACUAGGACAUGGAGACACCAACCGCGUGUAUCGGCCUAAGGUCAUCGAAGCCCUGCAUGGAUUCAUCAUCAGAAAAGUGUGCGCCGGCAGCCAGUCGUCUCUGGCUCUUACCUCUGCAGGACAGGUGUUUGCCUGGGGCUGUGGCUCAUGUCUUGGCUGUGGCUCCUCUGAGACGACCUCUCUAAGGCCCAGGUUCAUAGAAGACUUGAGCAUCACCAAAAUUAUUGACAUCUCGUGUGGAGAUAGCCACUGUCUUGCACUUUCCCACGAGAACGAAGUGUACGCUUGGGGAAACAACACUAUGGGCCAGUGUGGGCAAGGCCACACCUCCACACCUAUUACCAAACCCAAGAAAGUGCUGGGUCUAGAGGGGGUGUCCAUACAGCAGAUCACUGCUGGAACCUCCCACAGUUUGGCUUGGACCGCAGUUCCAACAGACAGACAAUUGGUUGCGUGGCACAGGCCGUUCUGCGUCGACUUGGAAGAGAGUACAUUUGCCUACUUACGCAACUUCUUGGAAAGCUACUGCGAUGGGAUUGGGAAUGACACCCCCCCUGCCCCGUUCCUAUCUAAAAGAGACCACCAUCAGUUUGUUUUGCUGUGCAUGAAGCUGCUGUCUGUCCAUUUGUCCCUGGCACAUGCAGGAGGCACCGGUGCUAUGGUUCUGGGGGCUCAGAGCAGACCCCUCCGGAACCUGCUCUUCAGGCUCAUAGACACUAAUAUGCCAGACUCCAUACAACAGGCUGUUAUGAACACACUGUCCAUUGGAGCUUCUCUACUGCUGCCUCCUCUUAGAGAACGAACAGAGCUGCUCCUCUCCCUCCUCCCUCAGGGUCCUCAGAGCUUGAACAUCCUUUCCAAAGGACAACGCCUUCAGCUUGACAUGGUUCUCAGCAGCCUUCAGGACCAGAGCCAUGUAGCAUCUCUACUAGGCUACAGCAAUUUGGGGGAAGUGACAGCCCUGGGACUCCCUCUGACCCCCGCCAUGGCAGCCCGCCCACCGUCUUCUACCAGCUCUGUGGAGGCCUCUGAUCCUCUGCACUUAGCGGAGGUUUUACUCAGAACACUACUGCUCAGCAUAGGCUUUUAUACGGAGCGUGCGUUCGGGGAGCUGGAAAAAAACAGUGACAAGCAGCUAUCUAAUGACAGUCAGGGACAAACUGAUCCUCCUUCUCACUUCCACCAGCUGCUGUCUGGACUCCACAAACACCUGCUGGCCCACUGCUACAUCCAUUCCAGCCCUGAGGAUGACAGCAGUGUAACGCUGCUUUGUGAACAUCUUUACCUACUGCUGCCCUGUGCUGCCGACACACUGGGGAGAUCAGCCAAACUUCUGAAGGGGAGUUUGCUGGACAAACAAAUCAUGAAGAAGCUUCACAUGGUGCUGUACAACUCAGUGGCUGGCAGCCUGCUGUGCCAGGUCAUGUACUCGUUGCUGCUGCUGCCCUUGGGCACAGUUCAGCCCCUCCUCAGCCAUUUGCUCGCCCUGCUCGAGCAUCUUAAUGAUUUCAACAGAUUGCUGCCAGACACAGGCCGGCUGGAAGAGCAAGAACUAGGGAUGGAGACUCAGAAUACCUGCUCAGAUAAAAGUGAAGAAAACACAUUCCAGCAUGAGGAGGAGGAGCUGAAGUGGGUUUGGCUGUUGGACCUGGAACGCUCUGUAGCGCUGGCUGUGGGCCGCUGCCUCGGUGGUAUGCUGCAGGGCCCGCCACCUUCACUGCAGGAGAAAUCGUCAGAGGUCUGGCUAUCAAAUGUCCUCCUCAGGAACGGCCUUGAGAUGGACUUUGAACAGCUGGACUCAAGCAUCAUGUGGCUCACUGAGGCGGUGCUCCUGGGCAGCUGUGAUAGCAGACUGGCAGAGCUGAGUCUGAGUGAGGAAACCAGGACUUUACUGGAGCUGACUCUGGGCUCGUCUAAAGGGCCUGCAGUCAGCCUCUGGAGGAAGAUGGAGGAGUAUGCACACAGCAGAGAGUGGGAGAGUGGAGGUUCUUCAGGCGACUGUUUGCUUCAGACUGUGUGUCGCUGCAGUUUAGCUGUGCUUCUAAAGCACACGGGGCUGCAGGAUCAGGCCUAUUGGCAAGACAGAUACGAGCCCUCUGAGAUGCUGUUGAAUGCCUAUGAAACAGUUUAUAAAAUUAGAAGCACUCUGUUGGCCUAUAAAAACACCCCAAGGACCUCACAGAUGCACGCUGCUGCCAAACAGACAUCUCAGUCUUCCCAAAGCCCCGAUGUAGAUGGGGAAGUCCCGUCCACCUCUGCAGACCAGACUGGAAAAGAGCCAGAGCCGCAGUCAGGAGGCCACAGCAGCCGUGAGGUUCAGGUGCCCACCACCGCAAACCACAACCAGGAAGAGGCGGCAGAAGAUGACACAUUUGGCAACAGCCGUAUGUACCUGUCAGAAGUCCUAGAAUCCUUUAUGGCCACGCGUGAGGCCAUGCAGGUGCAGCAGAAUGUGACGGUGUACGAGUCCUUUGGCACGUCCACCCUCCCCAGCAGCAUGGAGAGCCCCGGGAGUCCAGAGCGGGAGCCCGAUCCCAAACAACAGUGGGACAAGCAAAGACAGUCAGAGGAAAGCCUGUCUUUCCCUGCCGCCUGCCAUCUGGUGGUGUCCCGCUGCCUCUUCCUCUUACUGGGAGUCAGGCCUGCGUGGGCGGAGCCCAGCGAGAGGGAGAAUAGUCACGUCAUCGGCACCGGAUCAAGGAAAGCUGCAGCAGACUCCAUGAUGUUGGUUGUUGAUGGUCGAAAACAGUGUGAACAAUCCAGAAAUACUUCAGGGUCUUUCAAGAAUAAAAUGGGUUUACCUCUGUGUUCACUGGGCAUCAUGAAAGACGCCUGGGAUCGCCUGCGGCAGUGUAUUAGCCCCACCAACCCUACAUCCCACUGCGGCAACAACACUGUGCCUAUUCUGAACCAGGUGUUUCAUUUUGUGUGUGGAAACCUGGUCAGCGUACCAGCGUCCUCACCAACACUAGCGGGUGGACAGGCCUGUGGUCAAGCAGACCCAAAGGCCAUUACUUUUGCCAUACUGCAGCAACAGCAAAGGGCUGAGAUGCGUCUGGAGGCCCUCUGUCAGAUGUCAUCCUUCCUGUCCAAGAUGGAAGAGAAAAGCAGUGGCUUCCCGUUGUCCCCUCAGUUCCCCGCGUUGUUGCAGUCGGUGCAGCUUCAGUUCCUUUCUGGAUGCUUUGGUCUGGGAACACAGAUUAUUGGCUCUCAGUCCGAAGCUAAUUACGAGAUGCAGCAUUACAUGUCUGGUACGCAUUCAGCUUCCAUGGACACACAGCGAGAGCUCCAAUCUGCUGCCCACACUUUUUACCAGCAGGUGGUCCGUGUGCUUAAACAGAGGGCCCUGUUGGAACGAGAACAUCCAGGGUCCUGUCAGCACCUUCUCCUGGCUACAAUGUUUGCACUGAAUUUCUGCUACCAGCCUGUUGACCUGGUGCUGGUCAUCAAAUGUGGCAUCCUGGAGAUCCUGUCCAUGUUGACCAACAACAGCUGUGUGCUGAUGAACCAGGGCUGGUUUGCAGCCUCAGCGUCUGGAUCUAUGCUGCUCAGUGGGGCUGUCAGACUGGCCUGUGCCCGUCUGCUUCAAAUUCUGACUGUGGCUGCCAGCUCUUGUGAGGAUUCGUUACCAAUGGAUGUGUCACAUGCGCUCAUGGAAGUGAUGUGUGAGCAGCUCCAAAAUAUCCUGUACACGUUCCAGCAGCAGCAGGCAACAGAGAGAGGAACAGCAGACCCAGCUGAUGGAGACUCCAGCAAACGCACAAAUAUAGUUGGAGUGGAAAAAAGCAAAGUGGUUGAAUCUCAGCUGGCAGAUUUUCUGGUCUUUCUGAGGCGUGUACUGUCCCUUAGAGUGAUGAAAAGACUGUCUACGUUUGUCAAAUGGAUCGAUCCACUUAUAGCCAUUAUUUCCCACAAGUGCUCUUUAGGAUCUCCAUGCUUCCAGAACCUGCGCACUAAGCUUUUGGCCUUCCACAUUUUGGAAAGACUGUUACCUGCUUGUUCUGAGCCAGAUCAAAUUCAACAGAUUGUUAAACAACUCUUUCAGUUGUUGUCGGUUUAUAUGUGGGAGGAGCCACUGGCUGAGAGGAACCAUGACGGGACGUCUGAUAAAGAUACCAGGAACCCCGAUAGCUAUGAAGAAUGUAUUCCUAUUGGAGAUUUUUCCUUCGACCCACACAAGUUAAUCUGCUGCUCUUUGGAGAGUGGGAACAUCCUGUCCCAUGGCUCAGGAGGGAAAGGUUAUGGCCUGGCAACCACUGCCAUCACCUCUGGGUGUUUCAUCUGGAAGUUCUAUAUUACCAAAGAAAACAGAGGCAACGAGGGCACAUGUAUUGGCGUUUCGCGCUGGCCGGUCCGAGAUUACAACCACCACACCACCACCGACAUGUGGCUGUAUCGCGCUUACAGCGGUAACUUGUAUCACGGAGGGGAACUGGUCCGAACGCUUCCCUCCUUCACCCAGGGCGACACCAUCACCUGCAUCCUGGACAUGGAGGCCCACACUGUGUCAUUCGCAAAGAACGACAAGGAGCCAAAGUUGGCAUUUGAAGGAGUGGUUGCAUCUGAACUGUACCCUUGUGUUUUAUUCUACAGCAGUAAUCCUGGAGAGAAGGUGGCACUGCGUGACCUCCAGAUGCGGGGCAUGCCCAGUAAUCUACUUCCCGGCGAGCCGCUCUGCAGCCCCCGAACCACAGUGCUGCUUGAGUCGACGUUGCACCUUCUGCGUAAACUCCAUCAAAGUGAGCAGUGGUCCCCACACAUUAACCAGCACAUCCACACCCACCUGGACCUGAUUGGACCUCUGCUGAAGGAGGACGGCCCAGGCCCAGGCCGCAGUCCUAAUCACUCAGACAAAGAAGAAAAUGAAAAAGAGAAGAACCUGUCCGCUGAUGACACAGGUGACCUGCUGAGCCAUCGCCGGUCCCUGUCCGAGGCUAAACUGUCCGCUCUCUGUACUGAAGUGUGGCCGGUCCUGGCGCUGAUCGGAGGCGUGGACAGCGGCGUGCGCGCUGGAGGUCUGUGCGUACACAAGCCGAGUGGACGAAGGGCUAUUCUGCUGGGAGUUCUCAAAGAGGGAAGCUCUCUAGCCAAGCUCCAGUGGGAGGAGGCAGACCUCUCUGUCAGCUCCAUGAAUUCUUGGUCACCUAGCGACACGCCCAUCAUCUCACUGGAGCCCUGCGAAACGUCCUGCUGCGACGUCACCCGACUGGGAGGCCUCAAGCCCAUGGUGUUGUUAGAUCUGAUAUAUCUGAUGGGGCUGCUGGAGGAGCAGGGAUGGCUGGGAACACUUGUAACUCCCAAAAAGAAAUAUUCAGAGAGUGAGACGCAGUGCUAUCUGGAUGAGGAUGCGGCGGAUGAUGAUAAAUGGCAGACGGAAGAUGAGAGGAAAACAUUUAAGGAGCAAAAAGUUGAGAGCGACCCCUUUCCGUCACCGUCCACAAGUUCGACCAAAGACGCCACGAAGGCUUUUGACCAGCAGGACUUGACGUCCAGUCCCCACGCGCCUCACAACCCGCAGUCUCCUAAAGUUGACGUCUUCUCCCUGGAGAUCAGAGCCGUCAGAGUCUCGUAUCUCCUCACGGCGGCUUUGAAAUCCCUAACUGUCAUUUUUAGCUGCGAGAAGCUGUCGGACUUACUGCUGGUCCCCAAACAGGAAGCUUCCCUCUCCAGCCCGAACCCCGACCAGGCCAAGGCCGCCGGGAAACAGUGGGACGAGAGCGCCGAGCUGCGGUCGGUGCUGCAGUAUGUGGUGCAGAGCAUGGUGAAGUGGGCGGUGAGACCCUGUCCCAUCAAACAGAGGGUUUCCCUGGCCGACCUGGAACGAGCUCAGGUCAUGAUCUACAAAGGAGCCCUGACGGCGCUGCACGACGACAAAGAAGGCAAAGAUUCUGGCCACACUAUGUCCUCUCAGCCCAUUUCCAAGUCCUCCAGUUCGGUCUCCCUUUACAGUGCAGGGUCAGAGGGCACGGCCAUCUUUGGCCAAUCAAAUCGAGCCUCUGCCUCCUCCUCUAAUACUGACCUGGCCACCUCCCUGCCCUUAAACCUGCAGGCAGAUGGCCUGGAUCAUUUCAACCCUUUCCUCCCAAUCAGCCUCCUCCAGCACAUGGUGCUAACCCGGUUCCCUACGCUUACCGGCCUGGUUAGUACCCCUCCCAUGCUGCACCCCUGCUUCAGCCUGGCCAGCUCUGCUUCCUGUGACGCGUUCACAGAGCAGCAGACUAGCUUCAUGGAACCCGGUCCUUGCAGCACACAGGCCAGAAGCAGUCUGGAGCGGACACAAAUGUUUGUCACCAGUCGCUUACUAGAAAUGGGAUUCACUAUGAGACAUAUCUACUGGGCCAUGGAGGCAGCAGACGUAGCAGGUGACUUGGACUCUCAGACCAUCGAGGUGUUGGCCAGCUGGAUGUUAGAGCACCCGCUGACGGAGGAACAGCAGAGCGCCGAUUCGCCCAGACCGGAGGGCGCCCCCGACACCCCGUCCCCAGAUGGACCCGAGACAGUUCAGUGUCCUGAACGCCCCACCAGUCAGACCAAUGAGAGCCUUUUGCCAGGACUAGACUGGAUAGAGAGGGAGAACUUCUUGGAUGUCCACUUGACCAGGAAUCGACCACCUCCGGCAAGACGACGGCGCUCAGGACCAACUCAGAGAACGUCCUUUCGAAGGGCAGAUUUGCCGUCCCCCAGCCCCCUCCCACAGCUGUACCCACAGCACACAGGUGUGGGUGAAUGGCCAGAGCAGGUGGAGUUUCAUCCCUACUCCGCAGAAGAAGAGUCAGAACUGGGCUACAUGGACGACCCAUACCAUGAAGAAAGUUAUGAGGACCUGCUCACCCCGUCCUUUUUCAGCUUGGAGAGAGACACGCUGCAGAUAGUUGAGGCUGGAGAAGAACACAGUCAAAUGGUGAAGUGUGAGCUGUGUAAUACUCUCACCCUGCAAUUCAACAAUCACAUCAAGCGCAGACACCCAGGAUGCGGUCAGAGCGCUGCACGUAAGGGCUACGACAGCACCGGCGCCUACGUGGACGUGUGGUUCAAAGGGGAGUGCGGCUCCAACUUCCCCUUCUACCUCCUGUGCACCUCCUGCAGGGAAAAGUAUCUGGCUGCAAAUCUGAGCGACUCACAUUCCAAACAUGAAAGGAUUAAAGGUCUUACAUCUGACUUGAUCGGCCAGUUGGACAGCACAUCUGACGACGACUGGGAGAUGAGUCACCAGAACGAGUGCGACGCGGACAAGCUGACGGGCCUGGAGGACUUCGGGCUGUUACUGAGGCCGCUGGGGCUGACGGAAAAGAAGCUGGUUCCAGACCCCAUCACAUUCACCGAGCCCGAUCCACUGGGAGCACUGGUUUACGUCUCUGCUGACCCGACAAGAGCAGCUGUAUCCAAAGGUGUUGCUCUUGUAGAACAGAAAACUUCUCUGAGCCUCGGACAGCAGGCCGUAUCGCUGAGGGACUCUCAUGACAGACUGAAAGCGUUACGCAGAGUCACGUCCACCGCCCAGAUCCUGCUGGCGUACAGCAUGGUGAUGAAGGCUCUGUCUCAGGCUGCCUCCAGUGCCUCAGUGUGUAGUCAGUCUAAUGGGCUGGAGUCCUUGGGUCUGGCGGACAUCCGUGUUCUGGUGCGUUUGAUGACUCUUGCGGCAGGAGGACGGGCUCACGGCGGCGCGGACAAACCGUCCGGUGUCAAAGGGCUGUCGUCAGAGCGCGGCGGCUCGUCCUGCCUCGGCUUCCUCACCGCAGCCAUCGGCAACGUGGUAUCCCACAGCCCCGCCGCUUACCGACAGCUGGUGGAGAUCUGCACCCGGGACCUCAUGGCUGCAGCUACAGGGGUGCACAUCGGAGCCAUCGGUGACCCGCAACAAAGAGGAUGUCUGAGCUCCAGUCUAACAGCCUUAGGCCAAAGCAUCCAGCAGCAGAGGGACCAGAAUGAGCAGACGCCUCCAACAUUCCUGGUCACACAAAGUCUGGUGUCACUGCUCACUGAGAAGGGUGUUCAGUGUUACAGCCAGGACAGAAGCGAAUAUGAAGCCAAUGAUGCAGGACACCCAGGUGGCUCCUCCUCGUCCCUGCCUCCGUCCCCUUUACCUCACCUGGGGGUCCGAGUGGGCCCUCUGGAGCUGGCCAACGCGUUGGCGGCCUGUGUGCUGUCCGCCAGGCUGACCAGUAAACACCGGCAGUGGGCAGCGCAGCAGCUGGUGCAGGCCUUGGCCGCUACAGGACGGGACAGUCCCAGCUGGCCCCAGACCUACAGCGACCUGGCCGGUGACCUGCGUAAAUGUCCUCUGAAGCGGCUGGAGGGUCACUACAAUAAGGUGGCCAGCUGUUCCUGGAACAGUGAGCAGAGUUUACUGGCGACCUGCUCUCAAGACAAAGUGGUGCAAUUAUGGAGCAUCAGCCAGAACGGCGUGGAGUUACAGACCACCUUCUCCUGUAUAGCGAGUAAGACGGACAGGUCGGGCACUGAGAGGGCGGGCAGAUGUCAUCACAUGUCCCCUGUGUACUGGAGUACAGGAGGGAACUUUCUGGCCACUCCUGAGAACAAACACAUCAACAUCAUGAACAUCAGGGGAUCUCAUUGUCACGUGGAGGCCCAGUUGUCCCGGGUCACAGCCCUGUGUUGGGCCCAGGCCUUCAGCCUGUGGGUUCUGGAUCAGACUGCAGCAGGCUGUAGCAGCAGACCUGCAGAGAGCCUGCUGGUGGGAAGGCUGGACGGCUCGCUCUGCUGGCUGCAGGUCACUAUGCAGGAAACAGAGCUGGAUGUGAAGAGCACCGAACUGACCCACUGCCACAGGAAAGAGGCGCCCCAGUGCGUGGCCUGGCACAGUGAGGACAAACCAUUUGCGGUGGGUUAUCCUGACGGGAAGAUCCUCCUGGGCUCAACUGAAACCUGUGAAGAGGAGCAGCGCACAGUUCUGCCCGUCUGCAUGGACAGUAUCACCUCCCUUCAGUGGGACCCCACUGGUCACCUGCUCCUGUGUUUGGCUAAAUCUGAGGUGGUGCAGAUCCUGGGGCGCUCUGGAACCAGCUGGACCACCCUGCACUCCCUGGUCCACACUGGCACCGUUAACACCACUGAAUGGUGCGCACUCCCAGGGAGAGCCCCCGACCCCAGGCUCCUGAUGGCUGUAGGUUGUCAGAAUGGCUCUGUGUACGUCUGGACAGUGCCACAGGGGGGAAGUGUUGUGUCACUGCCCAAAAUAAAGAGCAGCUCUUCCAGCCAGGAGAAAAACACUGAAACCAAGGACGGUGCAAAGUGUGUGUUUGUUCUCCACGGCCACAUCACAGCGGUGAAGUCCCUGGCCUUUUGCUCCAGCGGACUGGCUCUGGUUUCUGGAGGGAUAGGAGGACUGCUCAACAUUUGGUCUUUACAGGACGGUUCGGUCUUACAGACGGUGACAGGUUUGGGUUCAGUGGUCAGUACUACCUGGAUACCAAACCUGGGAGUGGCUGCCUGCUUUGGAAGGUCAAAGGACGUGUUACUGAUCUGCUGCACCCCCGACUGGAUCAGCCAGAACCACGUGCUGGCUUCCUGUCGCAUGGUCCUCAGAAGCCAGAACAUCCUGGGUCUAAAUCGGGCUCCGUGUUUGGCUGUUUUCCUGGAGAGGCUUCCUCUGCUGUUACAGGAGCAGUACAACUAUGAGAGGACCCACGUGGCGGCCGGUGACCAGCUGGUCCACAGUGCCUUCCUGCAGACGCUGGCUUCGCUCACAGUGGGUUUGUCCUUAGAAAAACACCUGUGCCAUUACCCACGGCCCCCCCACCACAGCACCCCGGACGCCCACUCCUGCCCAUCAGAGUGGAGCUGGUUGACCACGUACGCCACCACGGUCCGCAGCGCAGAGGCCAUCGCCAGCGGUACCGCCUUCCCAGAAUCCUUUGUGGUGACAGAGUUUAAUGAGGUGUUGGACGCAGACACUGCGCUGGCGCUGGACAACAAAUGGAGCUUCAGGAUGGAUGAACAGCUGAUGUCAUGGGCCACCACCAGACCAGAGGACUGGCAACAAGGUGGGAAGAGUGACGUGUACCUGUGGGGAAACGGACGCUAUGGCCAACUGGCAGGAAUGGGAACCAACCUGAUGAUCCCUACGCUAGCCCCGUCUCUGCUACAGACACAACAGGUGGUGUGCGGUCAGAACUGCACCUUCCUGGUCCAGUCCAACGGGACCGUACUGGCUGUAGGGGAAGGACAGUACGGCAGACUGGGUCAGGGCAAUUCUGACGAUCUCUACGUCCCAACUAUUAUCUCUGCUUUUCAAGGGUAUGUAGUGACUCAGCUGGUGACGUCCUGUGGCUCUGACGGACACUCCUUGGCCUUGACUGAGACUGGGGAGGUGUUCAGCUGGGGAGAUGGAGAUUUUGGAAAACUAGGUCAUGGGAACAGCGAAAGGCAAAGGAGACCCAAACAGAUCGAGGCCUUACAAGGAGAGGAGGUCGUUCAGCUGGCUUGUGGCUUCAGGCACUCGGCUGUAGUUACAGCAGAUGGGAAACUGUUUACAUUUGGCAGCGGUGAAUCUGGUCGUCUGGGUCAAAGGUCGACAUCGAACAAGAUGCUGCCUGAAAGGGUGGCUGCUCUGGAGGGAUACCAUGUGGGACAGGUUUCGUGCGGUCUUAACCACACGCUGGCGGUUUCACUGGAUGGCAUGGUUGUGUGGGCAUUUGGAGAUGGGGAUUAUGGGAAAUUGGGAACGGGUUCUUCUACAGCUAAGUACUACCCACAUAAAGUGGAGCAGCUUUGUAACAAGGGAAUUAAGAAGGUCAGCUGUGGAACUCAGUUCUCUGUGGCCUUAGCGUGCGAUGGACACGUUUACACCUUUGGACAAGAGCGCCUCAUCGGUCUGCCGGACUCCAUGCUCAAGAAUAAAUCGUGUCCUCAGGUGGUGCCGUCUCUGGAGGGGCUCUUCAUAGAAGACAUCGCUGUGGGCUGCGAACACGUCCUCACUUUGUCCUCCACAGGAGACGUCUACGCCUGGGGCUGCAACAGUGAGGGACAACUGGGCCUUGGACACUCCAACCCUGUGAAGGAGCCCACAAUCAUAACGGCGCUCCACGGUAAAAACAUCCGUCAGAUCUCUGCAGGUCGCUGCCAUAGUUCAGCAUGGACCACCCCCUCUACCUCCAUGAAAAACUCAGGUGGCUCUGGAAACUUCCAGCUCGGCCUUCCCCAGUCCGUCCCUCCACAGUACAACACCCUGAAAGACUGCAGUCCUGACGUUCUCAGCAUGCGCCUCAGGGUACUCUACCACUUUUCUGAUCUCAUGUACAAGUCUUGGAGGCUCCUCAACCUGGACACCAAGAACCCGGUGUCCACAUCACGUUACAGUUCAGGGACAACAGGCAUCAUCCGGGGCGAGCUCCGGGGCCUUUUAUCGCCCAAGGUCAACACGCUGCCUCUGGUCCGCUCCAUCGGCAGAACAAUGACCCAGGGCAAAACAUACGGGCCACAGAUCACUGUGAAACGCAUUUCCACAAGAGGGCGAUCCAGCAAACCCAUCUUCGUGCAGAUCGCUAAGCAGGUGGUGAAUCUGAAUCCUACGGAGCUGCGUCUGCCGUCACGGGCCUGGAAGGUCAAACUGGUGGGAGAAGGAGCAGACGACGCAGGAGGAGUGUUUGAUGACACCAUCACAGAGAUGUGCCAGGAGCUGCAGUCCGGUGUGGUGGACCUGCUCGUUCAUACUCCCAACAGCUUUGCAGACGUGGGCAGUAACACUGACAGGUUUCUACUGAACCCAGCAGCACUUUCUGAAGACCACAUGGUCCAGUUUCGCUUUUUGGGAAUCCUCAUGGCUGUGGCCAUCCGUACCAAGAAGCCGCUGGACUUACAUUUAGCCCCCUGGGUCUGGAAACAGCUGUGCUCCAUGCCUCUGGGGGGGGCCGACCUGGAGGAGGUGGACCUGCUCACAUACCGUAACCUGCAGGGCAUCCUCCACCUGGAAAACAGUGGAAUCACAGAGGACAACUUCCAUGUGAUGAUCCCACUGGAUUCCUUCAUGGCCCACAGUGCAGAUGGAAGGCUGGUACCUGUGGUUCCUGGAGGUCAGAACAUUUCUCUGACUUUUGUGAACCGCACUGAAUAUGUAGAGAGAGCACUGGACUACAGACUGCAUGAGAUGGACUCACAGGUGGCAGCAGUCAGAGAGGGCAUGUCCACCAUCAUCCCCGUGCCCCUCCUCUCCCUGCUGACGGCCCAGCAGCUGGAGCAGCUGGUGUGCGGCCUGCCGGAGGUCUCGGUCGACAUGCUGAAAAAGCUGGUGCGUUACCGUGACAUCACCGAGAGCCAGCAGCUCAUUAGCUGGUUUUGGCAGAGUUUGGAGGAGUUCACCAAUGAGGAGCGGGUGCUUUUUCUACGCUUCGUCUCCGGACGCUCCAGGUUGCCCUCCAACCCUGCUGAUAUUACACAGAAGUUCCAAAUCAUCAAGGUCGACAGGCCCAUCAACGGCCUCCCUACGGCUCAGACCUGCUUCUUCUUGCUCCGCCUCCCGCCGUAUACGAGUCAGGCCAUCCUGGCCGAGCGUCUGCGUUACUCCAUCCACAACUGCCCCUCCAUCGACAUGGACAACUACAUGCUGACCCACAACACCGACCCAGCGGACAGCUCCGACACCGAGGACUGAAACCACCACAGGUCAUCAACAGGGUGAUGAAUGUAUCUUCUCCGAUGCCAUGCAUUAUAUGCACUGAACAGAUUUUUAUUCGCCAAAUAUGUACGGUAGUGAAGUUUAUUCAACAUAUGUGUCUUUUUUUUUCAACAGUGUUGUAAUUAUUGCAGUGCUUACUCUGAAUCAAAGCUACAGGGAUAUGGAAUCAAAUUUUUAAACAUAGGUGAAUAAGCCACUAUGAAGACGUUAAUGUGCCUGUUUGUUUGAAAAUAUGUAUUAAUUUAAUGACCUGUCCUACGUAGACAGUAUUCAUGUAAAAUAAAGAGUGUUUCAAUAAGGA